AUUUCACACACUAUGCCUUUUCUCGCGUUUGGGCCUGGAGUGCUAGUCUCACCUUUCAUUGCCUGGUGAACAAUCCUUUACUUUGGGAAACUCUUAACAUCAUCUGUCAGGAACUCCUCCCUAGUUCUUUGUCCCAGCACUGGUUCCUGCCUCUCAGCUUUGUGCAUCUAUUUUAUUUUAUUUUUUUUAUCUCCUCUUAUCUAUUGAAUGUUCCAUACAAUUUUAUUUUAUUUUGAAUGUCAGUUCUCUAGAUCCCAUAGAACUAUUUAAUCUUUGUAUUCUGUGCCCUAGCACGAUGUGACAACCAAAAAAUGUUUAUGCGGCUGAAAUGAACCCACGUUUGGUCACCAAUGACCCAAUCACCCAUACCUUGGGCUCAGAAUCCCUAAAUUAUAUCUCAGAAUCACCAUGCUUGCAAGUGCCUCCAGGACACACAUAACUUUUGCAGAGUUUCAAAUGUAUGAAGUCACCUGUACUUGUCUUAGGUCGUGGCUCCAUUCCUGGGCUAAGUCUGCUCAGUGAGAGGAGAAAGGGGAAUCUAAUUUCGAAGAAACAAACACUCCAAGUCCGCUUUGGUGAAAAAGCUGUGGGCGGUACAAGGGGCCGCCCAGCCUGGCUCAGUCCCACCCAGACUCCCACCCGCCAUACACUCGCUUGGUUUUCAGGUGGGCACAACCCAGGUGCGUGUCACAUCCGUGCGGCGUGGCCUGCUGAACGUCACCGAACACCUCUCCCGGACCCCUGCAGCAGGAGCAGCAGCAGCAGUAAUAGCAGUGCGGCGGGAUGGCGUAGAUGUCACCAUGCAGUGGGCAUCGUCUCCCUCGCGACGUGCGGGCAGCGGGACCUCGACGGGGAAGCCCUGGGCGUUCGUGGUCCCGUACCCCGGAAACCCCGAGGGAAGGAGGGGCUGGGAGGCGUUGAUCAGUUUCUCCCGGAGUUGCGCAACCUGCAGCUCUGAGAGGCGGGCGUUCCCGCCCGCGCCCCCCGCCCGCGGUCACCUCUGCGGAGCCCGAACCAAAAGCGAAAGGAGCAGCGUCCCCGCGUACCUCCAAGUCGGCGGGGCACCGCUUUGUGACUUCACUCAUUUCGCAACAAGCCCGGGCCGCAGGGGCCCCACCCACCCCGGCCCGCCGCCUCGCGGUCCGCAGCCUUCCCGGCUCUCGGCUCUCCGCUCUUCCCCUCGCUCCGGGGCUGGGCCUGCCCUCGCCGUCGCGGAGGCUCCUGUCCCGCAGCCCGUCGCUGUCCGCUUGGUGGCCGCCGCCUGGCGGGCCGGCACGUGGCGGCUCCCGCCCCCACCCCCCGGAGCAGCCAGGAACAGCCCGGCGUCCCGACCCUCUGAGCGCAGCGCACUCCCGGCGGCGCGAUGCUGUGCUUCCUGAAGGGAAUGGCCUUCGUCCCCUUCCUCCUGGUGACAUGGUCGUCCGCCGCCUUCAUCAUCUCCUACGUGGUCGCCGUGCUCUCCGGGCAUGUCAACCCCUUCCUCCCCUACAUCAGUGAUACAGGAACAACACCCCCGGAGAGUGGUAUUUUUGGAUUUAUGAUAAACUUCUCUGCAUUUCUUGGUGCAGCCACUAUGUACACAAGAUAUAAAAUAGUGGAGAAGCAGAAUCAAACCAGCUAUUUCAGCACUCCUGUUUUUAACUUGGUGUCGUUAGUUCUGGGAUUGGCGGGAUGUAUUGGAAUGGGCAUUGUAGCCAAUUUUCAGGAGUUAGCUGUCCCAGUGGUCCACGACGGCGGUGCCCUUCUGGCGUUUGUCUGUGGUGUUGUGUACACGCUCCUGCAAUCCAUCAUGUCUUACAAAUCGUGUCCCCAGUGGAACAGCCCCUCCACAUGCCAUGUACGGAUGGCCAUCUCUGCUGUUUCCUUUGCAGCUGUGGUCCCCAUGAUUGUCUGUGCUUCACUAAUUUCUAUAACCAAGCUGGAGUGGAAUCCAAAAGAAAAGGAUUACGUAUAUCACGUAGUGAGUGCGAUCUGUGAAUGGACAGUGGCCUUUGGUUUCAUUUUCUACUUCCUAACAUUCAUCCAUGAUUUCCAGUCAUGUGCAAAAUAUGACCGCGAGUGUUAUCCAGAGCUCUUGUUACAAGAUAAGGUCUGCAUGCUGUUUCCCGUCGAUGAUGUUAUUCAGCAGGAUGGCUCACAUGUUGAAAUUUGA
Messenger RNA from Hipposideros armiger (great roundleaf bat), 2152 nucleotides. It is a transcript of the gene DRAM1, whose product is annotated as DNA damage regulated autophagy modulator 1. Lineage: Eukaryota; Metazoa; Chordata; Mammalia; Chiroptera; Hipposideridae. Gene Ontology annotation, cellular component: lysosome. The record is from RefSeq and is a predicted model, not a curated record. The coding region runs from base 1364 to 2152 and encodes 262 amino acids. Gene Ontology annotation, biological process: regulation of autophagy. The transcript is spliced from 7 exons.